CUUGCUUGGAUCAUGUUACUGUGAUUUCCAGCAGGAAGCUUUUGGGUGCCCAGCCAGUGCCCUCCCCUUUGCAGAUUACAGAGAAGCAGCAAGAUGUGAUGUGUUCAAACCCAAACCAGCAGCGUGGGUCUCACGUCGGGUUAGUGUGGGGCUUGCCAAGCCGUGUCGUGCAGGGGCAUGUCUGCUGGCUCCUCGCCGUGGUGCCUGGUCCUGUGCCCUGCCCCGUGCCCUGUAGCACAAGCACUCGUGUGUUGCUCUCUGAGGGCUGGCACUAAACUGCUGUCGGGUCAAGGGCUCGCUCCCCUCUGGUGACUGACAUGUGGCACCAGGCUGGGAGGUAACGGGCAGCCUCCCGUGACUACCCCGAGGAGAGCCAGGAGUUUGCCAUGGGGUGCGGAAUAGAGCAGCCCCUUUGCUUCCCAGCCCGGACACCUCUGCUCCCUGCCACUCCCUGCCCUACCCUUCACACACCUCUUGUAGCAAUCCUUUUUCUUUUCCUGGUCACAGCCUGUCUGUCCUCUAACCAGAGCCUGCUAUCCCUGGCACAGGAGAGAUGGUGUAGCUCCUCUCCCACUCCCAUUUGAACCCCUACAACUGACAGAGCCCCUGCAGCUCCUCCUCCCCUCGGUGUCUCCGUCACUCGCAUGCAGUUUGCUUCAAUAAAUUAUUGUAGUAGUUUGCAAUAAACUUUUUUGUAUUCCCCCCGUAUUUAUUUUUUCUCUCCUCCCGGGGAGGGAGCGGAGGGAGCCCAGGGCCCUGCACUCGGCUGCGGGCAGGGGUGCUCCGCGGGGGCCCUGGGCUGCGGGGUUUAGACGGGAGUUCCUCAGCGCUCUCUGCGGUAGCCACCAGGUGGCAACGAACGGUGCUGGGUUUGGCCACCGGGCUCGGCAGGGGGCUCGCUGUGCUCAGGUGCCGCAGGGACAUCGCUCUGCAGCUCCUCUUGUUUCUCUUAAUCUGGGUAAUGCAUAACCAAAAUAAAUGUACUGAGGAAAAACCAAAUCAACCAGCAGGGCUGUUUUUGUCUUGGUCAAUGCAGCUCACCUGCGGAGGGUGGCUGGGACCUUCUCCUCUGGCUGCAAGACCCCUCUGGGAAAGGGGGUUUAGACCUGGGUGACCCAGUUGCACACGGCCAUGGGGUAAACCGGAGGGCUGGAUGUGGCCGGGACAGGCCUCUGCAGCCUUCUGCUGGGGUCUCGGUUGUAGCCCAGACUGCAGCUGGUGCUGGAGCUCUGGCCUGGGGGUUCCCCUCUCCCCCUCACGGGUGAGCCCACAGUGCUCUACCCUGCUCAGGCCCCAGCCCUGCUGCCCAGGCUGAGCAAUGUCCACGCUCUGCUCCCCUCUUCCCAGCAGUGGUUUCCCACGCUCUGGCUCUGCCAUGAGCUGGGGGGAUUAGUGUGCUGCUAGUGGCACUGUGUGGCUGGUAGGGAGGAAUGGGUUGGAGCUCAGGUAGGGAGCCUGCUGCUGCCAGGCCGGCCUCUUAUGGGCACGGUGCUUGGAGUGGCGAUGCAUGGGGGAAUUAGGGAAAUAAUCUGUUGCUGUUGAUCCCAGAGGCGGGAAUUUGCAGUGUUGUGCCAGGCCCCAGGCACGGAAGAGUGGGAGAGCCAGGCCAGCGGACAUGUGAGUGGAGCUCCCGGCUGGAAUGCACCAGCUCAGCAGGGGAUUGUCCUCCCAGGGCCGGGCAGGCGCCGUGCCCUGAGCCGGGUGCCCCGGCUGCCUCCGCCAUGGCUGCAGCAGACAGCACCUCAACCACGCUCCAGCGCCGUGACCUGUGCAGCCGAGGCAUCCGCCUGGCCGGGAAGAUGCGCUCAGACGUCGUUGACCUCCUGGACACCUACGUGGAGCAACAGGGCCUGGAUGCAUCAGCCAGCGUGGCAGCAGUGGAGGGGGUGCCGGUGGCAGCGGUGGAGCGCUGGGAUGAGCAGACGGGGACCCAGCGGCUGCUGGAGAACCUGGCGGCGUACCGGGCAUUCCGGGCCCUGCUGGCGCAGAUGCUGGAGGAGCAGCAGGAGCAGCUGGGGGAGGCUGACGCCACACUGGGCCAGGCGCUGGCGGCCGUCCUGCUCCAGGUCUCAGCCUUCACUUACCACCUCGAGGAGCUGCUGCGGCUGGAGAACCGCGGCCCCCCCAGUGAGGAGGCGGCUGUGCUGCCCGUGCUCCCCCCGCUCAGCCUCUUCGAGAGGAAGCUGCGGGGCCUGGGCGUGCUGCGGGAGCUGGCCCAGUGGGCAGUGAGGUCCGUGCGGGACCUGCGGCAGCUCGCCAAGCCCGGCCCCGGCAGCAGCGCGGCCCCCAGCCCUGCUGAGAGCCCUUGAGGGCAGGCAUGGGGCAGGGGUUGGAUCCUGCAGAGUGGGGGGCUCCCUGCCCACCUCUGCAGAGAGCUGCUGAC
Molecule: messenger RNA, 2383 nt
Organism: Melopsittacus undulatus (budgerigar)
Lineage: Eukaryota; Metazoa; Chordata; Aves; Psittaciformes; Psittaculidae
Gene: CNTF
Product: ciliary neurotrophic factor
Exons: 2
Coding region: 1722-2309 (195 amino acids)
Biological process (GO): astrocyte activation; positive regulation of cell population proliferation; positive regulation of tyrosine phosphorylation of STAT protein
Cellular component (GO): axon
Molecular function (GO): cytokine activity; ciliary neurotrophic factor receptor binding; growth factor activity
Source: RefSeq, a predicted model, not a curated record